AUGUUCACCCCCAAAAUGAGCUGGGAGAUCGGAUUCGACCUUGGCUUGGCCAGCUUCACAACCGAUGCAAGCAGCAUGCUUCCAGAGGAACCGCCCGCGAAACGCCGUAAAACCCAGCUCGCCUGUAACUGCUGCCGUAUGCGAAAGACUCGCUGCGAUGGCAGGCGACCAAUCUGCUCUCCUUGUGAGAGGCGAGACUCAGGAGAAGAUUGCUUGUAUGAGGAGGGCGCAUUGAACACACGCAAAUUGGAACAACUAGAGAGGGGGGGUCACACCGGGCCUAUUCGCCUUGGUGAUAAUCCUGUCGCCAGCCAGCUCACAGACUCUCGGCCAAGACUCCCACCUUCCCGUGAAGAUGAUAUGUUAAAUAGGUCUGGCGUACCUAAUUUGCUUGUUCAAUCAACAACUCAAAGUCGAUCUACAAUCCGCAUGGCGUCGGCUACAGCCAUGCGUACCGGCAAGGACAAAUCUUCAGACGCCCUAGCAACUGUAUCGACAUGUGUCUAUGACCCGGAGAUACUAUACGGCGCAUCUUCGACCAUCUCAUUUGUCGAACGCGUACUUCUGACCACAGGUGAGACCGACGUCUUCGGCGAACAAUCAAGGCUUGGUGCCGACGAGGCCAGACAUGAGAUACACAGCGUGGAGAAGUUUGACAGUCAAGCAAGACACCUGUCAGGCUUGGAACUCUUGCCGAUCCGCAGAAUUUCCGAUAGCUAUGUGAAGAGCUUCUGGGACGUCGCGCACACAAUCUUCCCCAUCUUGCACAGACCGACAUUCACUCGUUUUUAUAACCAGCUUUGGGAGCCGACAAACUUGGGAGACACUCCUGAAACGACUGAUAACCCAAUCAUAUUGGCGAUUUUGAAUCUUGUCCUCGCGAUUGGGUGCAGAACUGCCGAAAGUGUGCAACAUGGCAGCCGAGCGUUGUUGUCAGACCAGUAUUAUCAACGGGCUAGAGGACUUGUUCCAAUUGAUGCCCUGGAUGUGGCGUCCUUACCGGCUGUCCAGAUGCUGUUGUUGACCGCUGUUUACCUCCAGUCCACUACAUACUCAAGCCGAUGCUGGAACAUCGUGGGGCUUGCAAUGCGAGUGGCUCAAAGUCUCGGCCUGCAUCUCGACCGGAGCGCGUCAGGAACAAGCAAUCAACUUGAGAGAGAGAUACGGAGACGAGUUUGGUACACGUGUGUGACAUUAGACAGAUUGAUAUGCACAACCUUCGGACGGCCAGCUAUGCUCCCGAACAGCUCUUCGGUACCAUUACCGCUCAUAGUGGACGAUGAGUACCUACUAGAAGAUGGAGAAGGCACCCAGCCAGUAACCUCACAGGGUCGAAUAGGCUCAUUUGUAUAUACUAUUCAACUCUUGGACAUCUUGAACGAGGUGUUGCAUUCGUUCUACGCAGAAGACGACCAAGCACAAGCUCCUACCACUGGCAAACAUGAGAACAGGUCUAUGCCGGACUUGCACGAAAUGCUGCGGCUGAACUCGAAACUGGAUCGAUUUCUUGAAACUCUUCCGACAAGUCUCAGACUGCAAAAUGUCUUACUGAGCUCGGAGACUCCAACAGGCAAUGCUCUGCUUCAAGCUAGGGUUCUGUACUGUAGGUGUUCAGCAUGGUGGACCAUUUACUUUACUUUCGGCGCAGCAACCAUUGUCCUAGCCUCACAACUCUGCUCUCCUCAAGACGAUACGGGGACAUUAGCCGACGAUUCUCUGUCUCUUGCCAUGGGAAUAUUCAAGCACUAUACUCCUGAAGUCGAGUCCGCAACACAGGCAAUCCAGGUCCUCGAAAGCCUCCAAGAGCGCCUGUCCCGUGGCGAGAAGCAAGGAACCGAGGUGUCACACCAAGAAGUCCAACAAAUCCAAACGCCCAAGGAAUCUCUACAUCCUGACCCCCAAGUCGUAUAUGGUCCUGGUGCCAGUAAUGUCGAAUACUGUGGACAGGCUCGAGCUCCUGAUCCGCUAAGCGAAGACUGGUUCUCACGUCAGGCGCUGAACUUUGACUUUCAAGAUUACAUCUGA
Molecule: messenger RNA, 2025 nt
Organism: Ilyonectria robusta
Lineage: Eukaryota; Fungi; Ascomycota; Sordariomycetes; Hypocreales; Nectriaceae
Product: fungal-specific transcription factor domain-containing protein
Exons: 7
Coding region: 1-2025 (674 amino acids)
Biological process (GO): positive regulation of transcription from RNA polymerase II promoter by galactose; DNA-templated transcription
Cellular component (GO): nucleus
Molecular function (GO): DNA-binding transcription factor activity, RNA polymerase II-specific; RNA polymerase II cis-regulatory region sequence-specific DNA binding; zinc ion binding
Source: RefSeq, a predicted model, not a curated record